GGCAGGGAAAGGCGGGAAUCGAGUGUAAGGAUGAGAUAACAUGGCGUACCUUUCUGCCAUUUUUAAUCGAAAGUUCAAGGCUUCAGGUGUGCCUGCGCAGCAGAUUACUCUCAACAAACGAACACGAAACGCAGCGUCGGCGUCGAAUAGGAUGAAACUCCGUUGGAUCAAUCUAACCUUUCAGUCUCGUCUUUACAUUCUCUCUCUCACGAUCGCAUUGGCUGUCUGCUCAAUUGAUGGACGCAAUGAUAGCGAUUUAAUCGGCAAUUUCAACCACACCCCUUCAGCGAUUUUCCUCAACUUCACUACAGAACACUGGAAUGCCAACGAAACGGACGGAACUGACACCAACACAAAUGUAACGAGCGAGAUGUACUCAGGAAACUACUCGUUCAAUCAUCACACGAGCGAAUCACCUAGUCCUGCUAGCGUUACACAUGCGAACGCUACCACAACGAGGGGCAUAACUCUAAGAUAUCAAGAGCUAGAAAAUAGGAACUCUACGAUGGACUUUAAUGAUUCCACGACAUGGGCGCCAGUUUCUACAUCAAUUUCUCAAUCAGUCUACAAUCAAACGAGCGCGUUCAUGAAAACUACCUCGACAACCCAAGCGGCUGGCCAUCUGAGUAGUUUCCGUGAAGGAAAUUCUUCCACGAAGCCUUGGUUUCCACAUUCUACUGUUGCAGUACUUAAUUCAAAUUCAACCAGAAACCGCCAAAAGGGAAGCGCGUCAUUGCCGUUUUCUUUGCACGCAAGUGAAAUUUCCACACCGAAAUACGGAAACAAAUUGAACAGAACCAAACCGGAAUUUCGGAAUACGACGCGAAAUCCAGAAAUUUCCGACAGGAGCAAUUAUUCAUCUUUGCCGUUGAACACAACACCUCAAAAUCUUUGGGGAUUUCCAUUCCAUAACGCUACGAGCGAGACCUUCAACUCAAGUCAAACUACUAUUUCACCUGCUACUGCUACUGCUACCCUGUCGUCGCUAUGGCCAAGCACUGCCCGUCCUUCUGCUCAAGAGUUCCUUACCGGCCCGCCUUUACAACACCAAUUCUCAUCAAAGUUCGAACGCCAAAAACCUUGGAAAAGGUCCGACACUCCGACAGCCCAUGGGCAAAAUCAUUUCAAUUCGAUCGUCAACGUCAAAGUGGAUUCCAGCGCCGAGACCUUGGACAAAAUGAUUCGUCUCGAAGCAACGAUCUCAAAGAAAAUGAACGAGAUGGAGAAGCUGGCAAAAACGUUGGCGGGAGAUUUGAAAUUGAGAUUGAAUCGCCUCGAAGAAGUGAUCCAGUUGCGCAGUACAGAAACACGACGGGCGAUUGCCGACGUCCAGGAAGUGAAACAACAUCUCGUAUCUCUCAUCGACAUCAAAAGUCAAACACUCGAGACGAAAUUGAAAGAAUUCAAAUGCGGCCAUCAGGGCGCGGAUAACGCCCAUACGACUAACGAGCCGAUCACGUCCGCGAUAUGGGAAUUGAGAAAUUUGCCUACAAUUCAACAACCACCCAAGGUAGAAGGAAGAGAUUUGGAUAGCAAUAAGGAUGGUCUAGCCGAAUGGCGAGCAAAGCGCACAAAGUUGAUGGAGAGAUGGGAAAGCAAUUUUCAAAGGGGCUUUUCACGCCAAAGGAAGUUGACUAAAAGAUCUACUCACAACCUGUCGUAAAAAAAGAAAAAAAAAAGAAGUGCGUACCUUUUUCUUCAUCGUUUCAUUUAUCGCCGCGUUCCUCUACUUUAUUUUUUUUUUUACGUGCCUGCGUGCAAUGGCUUUCAAUAAUUUAAGUCCAU
Daphnia carinata is the source of this 1785-nucleotide messenger RNA. RefSeq lists its product as uncharacterized. The transcript has 11 exons. Lineage: Eukaryota; Metazoa; Arthropoda; Branchiopoda; Diplostraca; Daphniidae. The record is from RefSeq and is a predicted model, not a curated record. Bases 41 to 1663 code for a protein of 540 amino acids.